Molecule: messenger RNA, 210 nt
Organism: Sclerotinia sclerotiorum 1980 UF-70
Lineage: Eukaryota; Fungi; Ascomycota; Leotiomycetes; Helotiales; Sclerotiniaceae
Exons: 2
Coding region: 1-210 (69 amino acids)
Source: RefSeq, a predicted model, not a curated record
AUGCUACCAAGGGCGGACGAAUCCCCAGUUUGGAUCUACCUUAGAUCUGGUAACGUUUACCGUUUGCCAUCUUUCAUUUCCUUAUCACCGAAGAAGGCCGGGAAUCUCCUUGAAAAAUGUCAAUGUAACUCUGUACCGUUAUCGUACCACCUAAAGGCCCUUGCAAGCUGCCAGAAUGCAGAUAGUAACGUUCGGCAAGGUGUUGACUGA